AUGGAUCCACCAGAUGCGAUCUACCAGGAAGCAACAAAAGAACCAACGAAAUAUGCAUACACAGACGGGAGUACAGUUCUCGUUGAAGAGAAAAAGUUGCAAAGUGAGAUAAUGGCGAAUCAGGUUCUAGAAGCAUCCAGCAGUGUUUAUGCUGGUACAGUAGAAAGGACCAAGAAAGUUGCACCAGUGAUUUUCGAAGAAGAUGUCGGGUUCGAGGAGGAUAUACUCAAAAAUCCGUUUUCACUUCGAAGCUGGUUGAGAUAUAUCGAACACAAGAAGAAAUGUAAAGCACCAUUAAAACAAAUCAACCUAGUGUAUGAACGAGCUUUAAAGGAACUUCCGGGCAGUUAUAAGCUAUGGUACAAUUAUCUUCGAUUUCGUCGGAAACAGGUGAUAGAUAAAUGUCCUACAGAUCCAGCAUAUAAGCACGUUAACAAUGCCUAUGAACGAGCUUUGGUUUUCAUGCACAAGAUGCCUCGAAUAUGGAUGGAAUACUGUGAAUUUUUAACAUUACAACGUUUUGUGACACAAACUAGACGAGUUUUUGAUCGUUCCCUGCGUGCACUACCAGUUACUCAACAUGAUCGAAUUUGGCCGCUUUAUAUCAAGUUUGUUACAAGCCAUGAAAUUCCGGAAACGACAAUUAGAGUUUACCGGAGAUAUUUGAAAUUGCUACCAAAGUGUCGCGAAGACUUUGUUGAUUACUUACGGAAGAUUGAUCACUUAGACGAUGCUGCUCAGCAGCUUGCCAUCCUUGUGAACGAUGAUAAACCAUAUUCCGAGCAUGGCAGAACAACUCAUCAGCUGUGGACUGACCUCUGUGAAUUGAUUUCGAAGAAUCCCAAUAAAGUGCAUUCAUUGAAUGGUGAUUCAAUCAUACGACAAGGCAUACAAAGGUAUAGCGAUCAGGUAGGACUUCUCUGGUGUUCACUUGCAGAGUAUUAUAUUAGAGAUGGACACUUUGAACGGGCAAGAGAUGUGUAUGAAGAAGCACUGGUAUCAGUCAAAACUGUGCGGGACUUCACGCAGAUAUUUGACGCCUAUGCCAAAUUUGCUGAACGUGCAACAGCAGCAAAAAUGGACGAAAUAGAUAAUGAAGACAUUGUAGCUGAUGAAGAACAGCAAUUGGAAUUGGAGCUUCUCUUUGCAAGAUUUGAGCAUUUAAUGGACCGUCGACCGCUUCUUUUAAACAGUGUCUUGUUGCGUCAAAAUCCUCAUAAUGCAUAUGAAUGGUUAAAUCGUGUCCGGUUAUAUGAAGGCAAUAAAAAGAAGCAAAUCGAGACAUAUGAACAAGCUGUGCAAACAGUGCAACCCAAACUACAAACGGGGAAGUUAUCAAAUAUUUGGAUAAGUUUCGCAAAAUUUUAUGAACAAGAGGACAUAUUGAGCGAAGCUAGAUUAAUAUUUGAAAAAGGACUGAGGCCUGAAUAUACCAAGGUAGAUGAUCUUGCGUCGGUUUGGUGUGAAUACGUUGAAUUUGAGCUACGCCACCGGGAUCCUGAAAAUGCUAGAAAGUUAAUGCAACGAGCAACUGCUAUGCCACCUCGAAAAACUCAUUACUUUGAUGAAACUGAACCAGUUCAGAAUCGGCUAUACAAAUCUUUGAAGAUUUGGUCUUUGUAUGCUGAUAUCGAAGAAGCAUUUGGUACUCUUGAAAGUUGUCAGGCUGUUUAUGAAAGGAUUAUUGAUUUACGGAUUGCUACUCCACAAAUAGUGGUUAAUUAUGCUAAAUUUUUGGAAGAAAACAAUUAUUUUGAGAACGCUUUCAAGGCCUACGAGAAAGGUAUAGCACUGUUUAAAUGGCCAAUUGUCAAUGAAAUUUGGACCGUAUAUUUGGUUAAAUUUCUAAAACGAUAUGGUGGCAAAAAAUUGGAACGUGCGCGCGAUCUCUUCGAGCAGUGUUUAGAAAAUUGUCCACCAAAAUUUGCGAUGAAGCUUUAUUUGCUGUAUGCGAAGCUGGAAGAAGAAUAUGGUUUGCCACGGCACGCAAUGAACAUUUAUAAUCGUGCGACCGCUGCAGUUGAAAAACAUGAAAUGUACAAUAUGUUCAAUAUCUACAUUAAAAAGGCGACUAGUAUGUACGGUUUAACAUUUACAAGACCAAUAUUUGAGCACGCUAUUGAAGUUCUUCCGGAAGAUCAGUCCAGGGAGAUGAGUAUUCGAUUUGCACAAAUGGAACGAACACUGGGUGAGAUUGAUCGAGCGCGGGCAAUAUAUGCUCACUGCUCUGAAAUAUGUGAUCCUCGGGUUCAUGGUAUGUUCUGGGAAAUUUGGAAAGAAUUUGAAGUGAAGCAUGGUAAUGAGGAUACGGUAAGGGAGAUGUUGCGUAUAAAAAGAUCUGUACAAGCAACUUACAACACAAACGUCAAUAUCAUGAGUGCACAGAUGUUGUCCACAGUAGCGGGUGCAUCCGCAGGCACAAUUAUCCAUGAACCAAGCACGGCUGGUGAUAGCAUGGCAAUGCUUGAAGCUCGUGCUCAGAAAAUCGCCGAAGAAGAAACAGGUGUAGCGAAGUUGGCAAUAGGCGGUACAGGUAUCAAAUUUGUACGAGGAGCUGUCAAUAUGAUCGAAUCAAAUGUCACAGAAAAUCCAGAGGAAAUUGAUAUCGGCGAUGAUGAGGGUGAUGACGAGCAAAAAAAUUUGGAUGAUGUGGAAACGAAGGCUGUACCGGCAGGUGUUUUGGGUUCACUUGUAAAACAAAAUGAUCAAUAAAUUUGCAAAAAAUUGUUUUCAUCAUUUCAUUUACUGUUUAUUGUUGCAUAUUUUGCAAUAGGCUGCAGUGAUAAUAGUUAUUAUUAUUUA
This is a messenger RNA of Loa loa (African eye worm), 2802 nucleotides long. RefSeq names its product Xab2 protein. Gene Ontology annotation, cellular component: post-mRNA release spliceosomal complex; U2-type catalytic step 2 spliceosome; Prp19 complex. NCBI's taxonomy places the organism in Eukaryota, Metazoa, Nematoda, Chromadorea, Rhabditida, Onchocercidae. Gene Ontology annotation, molecular function: protein binding. The coding region runs from base 1 to 2712 and encodes 903 amino acids. The transcript has 22 exons. The record is from RefSeq and is a predicted model, not a curated record. Gene Ontology annotation, biological process: generation of catalytic spliceosome for first transesterification step; mRNA splicing, via spliceosome.